ACAUGCGACAGAUGCAUCAACUCUCCAUCAAAUUUUGAAGUGAAGAAAGAAUAUAAAAUACUUUAACGAAAAAUGAUUUAACGAUAAGAUGGUUAAGAUUCCAAAAAUUACACUCUAAUAAAAAAGUACUUUUUAUAAUAUCACGGUUUUGUUAUUGUACAUAUAUAGGACACAACAUGUUUGGAAAGAAUAAUUAACUUAUAAAAUAUGAAUUUUUAGUAGGUGUAUUACCUGUUAUUUAUAAUUAUGAUUCCAAAAAUUACACUAGUAUAAAAUAGUAUUUUUUAUAAUACCACGGUUGUUUAAAAUGGUAUAUAUAAUUUGAAGUAUAUAAACUUUUAAUUAUUUAUUAAAACAAUUAAAAAAAGAUACGCAACAGCCGGGUUCCAAUUGGGGACCUCUCGAUCUGCAGUCUAAUGCCACUGAGGCACCAUCAAUUUGUAGAUAUCGAUUCAUUAACGUACUUUAAAAUAUCAUUGCAUUAGUCACAUUUUUAAAAUAGUUUGAAAUUUAAAAAGAAAUCGAUUUAUCCGUACAGUGUGAUUGGUCAGUGGGGUAAAGCUUUGCAGAUCCGUGAUAAGUAAUAGAUAGUAAUAAAAGUUAAUAACAAAAAUUGUAGCCAACUUUGAUUACAUAUUGCUAAUCAGUAAUCGUAAAUUGUAAGUUUUAGACAAUUAAUCAGUCAUGGCUUACUUAAAAUUUGGAAAGCUUUAGACCCGUAAUUAUUAAUAAUUUGUUAUUAAUAAAAUAUAUGGUGUUCUAUUUAAAAUUACUGAGAAAAUAAUGUACUUGCGUUUUGACUCACCCUGUAUUCAAUAUAAAGAAAAUUAACAAAACAACCAUUUACGAAAAUUUUGACAAUAAAUAAAAAAAUAUGACGUCAAUAAACCAUUGACCUUGUGCUUUCUUUUAUUUAUACAGGUAGUUAAAAAGGUUAUAAAUUUGUAAAUACCCCGUAUAACAUACCCAACCUUUAUAUUUUUGUAAUCGAAAAGUUACGCAGAUUUCGAAUAUAAAAUAAAAUAUAGGGUGUUCUAUUUAAAAAAACGUAAGUUUGGUCUGCCACUAUGUUAUCGAACACCCUGUAACAUUCUAAUUAAUUUUGUAAUGUGAAGCUCAAAAUUCGCUAUAAUUUUUGUUAUUAAGUUUUAUCGCUAUACAUUACUAUAACGGAUCUACGGGGCUUCACCCCACUAAUAAUUAAUCACCCUGUAUAAUAGUAAUUAAAUAUUGCAUUGUUAGCUAGUUCUAAGCUAUCCUGAAAAUUUCAGGUGUCUAAGUAGCCUAGAACUAUUUUUAAAAUGGAUUACAAAAUUUGCGGAGUCCGUGACACCAACCAAGCCAAGUAUAUAAAAAGGUUUUAAAUAAGGACUUGUAGGGAGAUAUAGCCGACACAAAUAAUUUCAAAAUGUCAUAAAGAUUUUAGAAAAGUGUAAAAAGGUGUAGGUUUUAAAUGUGUAGUUUAGGGCCAUUCAAUUAACAAUUUCUUAUAUAAUCAUAAACAUAUUACUUAAGCAGGUACUAUCUUAAUUUGUUCAUUAUCAUUCUGAAACUAUGUUUUUUGAAAACAAUUUUUAUACAUAUUUAAUGGAAAUAAACCACAAUUUCAAUAAUAAUAAAAUUAUAUUAAGGCACGUAUCCACUAUGUUGGCACUCCUCGCUCCAUGGAACUGAACUGCUUCAAUCAAUACGGCAUACACUCCUCUAAAUAUUAUUUAUAACCAGCCACAUAUUGGAGCGCGGACUGUUACACGGCCCGGGAGCGCCAAAGUAUCCACUAUGUGCAGCAGUUGCAGGAGCGCGGAUCGCCAACAUAAUGGAUACGUGCCUUCAAGCGUUUCUAUUCCACAUUAAAAAAUCUUUAUGAAAAUACAAAACAAAAUCCUAAAAACUAUCUCUAUCCUUAGAAUAAACAAAAAGUUUCUUUUGAAUGAGAUAUUUGAAAUUAAAAUCACACUAAAUUUUCUCUUUUUUAUUCACCCCUGUAACUUAUUAAAAUAAACAUUAUAGAAUUUUUCAGGGACUUUCGGCCCUCGGUAAUAACGAUAUCUUUCAUUUUGGGUUUAAAUAUUUUAAAAAUAUUUAUUAGUUUUCUCAGGAUUCGAAAAAAAUUUGAAAAACAUUUUAGCCGAGAUUUUGCCCCCAUGACCUUAAAAAACCUUUGUAAAACUAAAAACUAUAUUUUUUAAUUAAAAUAUCCUAUUCUCCUAGUCUCCUGUGAGGAGACAUGCCUUCUUCAGAGGUGAGAUGACUUUUUCAAAUUUGUCUAUAGACUGUUCUUAUUUGCAUUUGGAUACCUUCAAAAAAAUAUUAAGUAUGACCAAAAAUGACAGGCGUAUUUCUUAUUUGCUGAUAUAUGGUUGAGGUACAACGACUUGAAAAAACGCAUUAGCGCUGCAUUUUUGCUAAACAGAUUAGAAAUAGCUAAGUGUGUAGGUACUCGUAGACUUCUCGGGUAGAAAUCAGUCGAUGUUACGAUAAGAUAAAAAAAUUAUUCUAUGCUCAUUUGUAUAAAUGUCAGUAAACAUAGUUAGUUCCUUUAGUUUUGAUAGAGCAUUACUGAAUUAAUAGUUAAAAUGUCUAAUAUUUCUGAUGAAAUCGAAUACCACAUAGAAUGCGACUAUUGUGACAAAUGGUUUAAAUCUGUUGCGGAAAUAGAUUUGCACGAUAUAGAUGAACAUCUAACAAUCAAGUGUCCAAAUUGUGUCAAAUUAUUCAGAAAAGAUUCAGAGCUACAGGUUCAUGUUGAACAUAUUCAUUGUGUUAAAUGCCACUUUUGUGGUAAAUCGUUUGAAUCUUUUGAGGAGAUGAAGUAUCACGAUAGAGAAGUACAUCUAACAAUUGAUUGCCCACAUUGCAAUAAACUGUACAGAUCAGAUGAGCAACUGCAGAAACAUAUUGAAUACAAACAUAAAUUUCAAUGCGGAUUGUGUGAUAAAUCUUUUUUAUCCAUUGAGAAACUAGAUGAACACGACAUAUAUGUACAUUUAACAAUUGAGUGUCCAAGUUGUGAUGAAUUACUUUUCAGAAAAGAAGAUGAUCUACUUAACCAUAUUGGAUGUGAACAUUCUGAUUUGCGUUGCAAAGAUUGUAGUAAAUGGUUUUAUUCCCAAGAGCUCAAAGAUUUUCACAUGCGACAGAUGCAUCAAAUGUCCAUCAAUUUGUAAAAUGAGGUAUGUCAUCAAAUAUAUUAGUUAAUUCGAUUCCAAUAUUGUUGUUUGUCAGCAAUGUCAAAAAACUGUUUAAAUAGGUUAAUAUUAGAAUUGUUUUCAGGUGCAUAAUAUGUUAAACAUUUCUAUUUUUUUAUUGUACCAUAUACUACAAAUAAAAAAUAAGGAGCUGGAGCAGCAUAUAGCAGACACAAAUAAUUUUAAAAUGUCAUAAAUAUUUUAGAAAAGUGUAAAAAGUUUGGUUUUUAAAUUUUGACACAAUUCUCUCUAAUUUAGGGCCAUUAAAUUACAAGUUUAUUUUAUAUAGUCAUAAUAAUACAUUAUGCAACGAGCAUUUAAUGAUGGUCAUUAUGAAGCGAGUAUGAGGGAUACGAAACGAGCCGCCUAGUGGCGAGUUUCGUAUAGAGUACGAGCUUCAUAAUGAUACUUAAAUGCGAGUCGUAUACACGAUUUUUUCUAUGAUCAUUCACAUCAAAAAAUAUAUUCAAAUUUUGUCAGUUAGUUUAAAUAUUGAGAACUGUCAAAGCGUAUGUAUUUGACUCGCCAUUGGUCACUGCGCGUGUGCCACCUUUAUCGCGAAUGUCACAUCGCGAUCCUAUUGGUUAAAAAUCUGUAUCAUACUGAAAAUCUGUAUCAUAAUGGAGUUCAUUAUGGUACAGGUAGUGACAUCAUAAUUUAUAUAUUAUAGUGUGAGAAUAGAAAAAAAAUAUUUUUUCUACAACCGUGUUAAAAAUGCAAUUUUUAACACUCCAUACGAGCGUUAAAAAUGCUACUUUAAAGCACUAGUGCUUUAAAAUUUUUAUGGCACUGAAGUUCGUAUUGACCGUAUAGGCAAUUUUGAUGUAAUGUCAAAAAAAUUUAAAAAUGGAAUGUCAGUCAAGUUCAAGUAAAAGUUUUUGUAGAUAUUGUCCUGUAAUUACGUUGUAGAAAACAUAUUUAAUUGUAUGAUAUGCGUGUUAAAAAGUACAUUUUUAAGGCACUCAAGUGAAUUGCAGAACUCGCUUCGCUCAUUCUGCAAACUUUCACAUGCGUGCCUUAAACGUGUACUUUUAACACUUAUAUCAUAAAUAACUAUUUGAGUAUAGCUUAAUUUUUUCAUUAUUAUUCUGAAAUUUUUAUAUUGGGUAUCAUAUAAUUAUAAUGGAAAUCAACCACAAUUUGAAUAAAUAAUAAAAAAAAUUA
Diabrotica virgifera virgifera (western corn rootworm) is the source of this 4352-nucleotide messenger RNA. Its product is annotated as zinc finger and BTB domain-containing protein 40-like. The transcript has 2 exons. The record is from RefSeq and is a predicted model, not a curated record. Gene Ontology annotation, biological process: regulation of transcription by RNA polymerase II. Gene Ontology annotation, cellular component: nucleus. Gene Ontology annotation, molecular function: DNA-binding transcription factor activity, RNA polymerase II-specific; RNA polymerase II transcription regulatory region sequence-specific DNA binding. The coding region runs from base 2577 to 3167 and encodes 196 amino acids. NCBI's taxonomy places the organism in Eukaryota, Metazoa, Arthropoda, Insecta, Coleoptera, Chrysomelidae.